Molecule: messenger RNA, 996 nt
Organism: Daphnia magna
Lineage: Eukaryota; Metazoa; Arthropoda; Branchiopoda; Diplostraca; Daphniidae
Product: zinc finger RNA-binding protein
Exons: 8
Coding region: 235-882 (215 amino acids)
Molecular function (GO): nucleic acid binding; zinc ion binding
Source: RefSeq, a predicted model, not a curated record
GUCUAGAUUUAGAACGAGAGCUCGGAAUCCAAUUAGUUACGAAAGAGAUACCAGUUGAAUACGGUUACGUGAAAACUCAGAUUCCUCAGUUAUGGGAAUUGUAUAAACCAAAGCUGGCUGUUUGUGUUGGAGUCUCAGGAAUGGGCUGUGUGCCAGAAGGUGGUGUUUGUGUUGAAGGUUGCCCAGAUCAACUAGAAUCUGCCAUUGAUAUGAGAAAAAUUGGUCAAAAUGUGAAUGACUCCUGCUGUGAUAACUAGAGCUGCCUUUGAAACAAAUCUGGUCACGGUGGCGGACAAGGUGGACCGAAAACCCGUGGUCGUUACUUCGCCGGUGGUUUCAACCAGCGUUGGACCAGCAGUACGACUCAACAACUCCAUUACUGUGAAGUUUGCAAAAUUUCUUGUGCAAGUCCUCAGACUUACAAAGACCAUUUGGAUGGUGAAAAGCAGAAGAAAAAAGAAGGCAUCCGUCUGUACUGGCCUCCUUAUGGUUCCCACUCCGAGGACUGGAGCUGGCUUGCACUGUGAACUUUGCAAUGUGGCGUGCACUUCUGCAGAUGCCUAUGCAGCGCACAUUCGUGGAACAAAACAUCAAAAGGUCGUUAAAUUACACACGAAACUAGGCAAACCAAUCCUUCCACCAGAACCACAGUUGAUUCAUUCGAAAGCGGUUGGCGCAACUGGAACCGCACCGGCUACACCAGUUACACCAGUUACUACAACUACUAUAGCUACUACAGCCACAAUGGUCAGCGCGGUGAUCACUACGCUUGCUGUUACAACUAUAUCCGCCGCAACGGCCACUCCCAUUACACCUACGGUACCUGCACCUACAUCCUACAUGUACAACAGCAUUCAUCAAAGUAGUGGCUGCAACGCCUAAAAUAAAUUUUCUGGGUGGAAACUAUUUAAAUACUCAUGUUGGAUCAAAAUCUAACGGAUCUGAAAGUGAGGCUGCGCUCGUUACGACAACGACAGUGCAAGCUAGCCAGAUAAU